Messenger RNA from Xiphophorus couchianus (Monterrey platyfish), 2037 nucleotides. RefSeq names its product aquaporin 11 (gene aqp11). The transcript has 3 exons. Gene Ontology annotation, cellular component: membrane; cytoplasm. The coding region runs from base 596 to 1411 and encodes 271 amino acids. Gene Ontology annotation, biological process: transmembrane transport. The record is from RefSeq and is a predicted model, not a curated record. Gene Ontology annotation, molecular function: channel activity. Lineage: Eukaryota; Metazoa; Chordata; Actinopteri; Cyprinodontiformes; Poeciliidae.
GUCUGGGUCUGGUGUUUUUGUUAAAACAUGUUUGUUUUUCAUUCAGUUAAGUUUCUCACAUUGAGUAUCCAGAAACUUUACACAAGUAAGAGUAGCAACAUUAUCCUAACCUUUCAUAAUCAUAUCAUAAUCACAACAAAAUUGCUCUAGUAAAAGUAAAAAGUACAGUGAAAAUACUCCUAAAAGUAAUUUCUUAAGUUACUCAAGUAAUUUUAAUUGAGUAAAUGUAACUAAUUACUACACAACUCUGGUUUUAUGAGAUCUGUAAAGCAGAAAAUCGACCAACAGACUCAAAGUGAUGAAGCUUGUUAAUAAUUAGAGGAUUAAUUUGUCCUUUAAACAGCUGGAAAGUGAAGAGAUGUUUGUUUGCGCUGAAGGAGGUUUGAUUGGGAAAAUGAGCAGCGGUGAGGCAGGAGGGGCGGGAGGAGGAGAGAAACGGGCUCAGUCACUUCCGCACCAUGUGAGCAGCACCGGGACUGAAGAAUACUUUGUCCAGGAUGGACCCCGCAUCCUCCGGGAUUGAGGAGCGUUUUUAACUCGGUGACCUCCAGCGGGGGACCGCGCGGCUAAAACCCCGCGCCCAGAGACCGGAUCCAUGGCUGCCGACGUGGCCGUGUCUCUGUCGGUGCUCGCGGUGGUGGUCCUGCUGAGCGACGUGACCCGCAGGCUGCUGGUGCGGGGCCUCGGGAACACCGGGCUCUCACCGUACGCGGUGGAGCUCGUGUCGACCUUCCAGCUCUGCUGCUGCACGCACGAGCUGAAGUUGCUCUCUGAGUCCGGCGGCAUCCCGCCUCAGCUCGCGCUCACCUUGACGUAUGUGACGUCAGUGGCUCACGGGCUCACCUUCAGAGGGGCCGUGGGUAACCCCUGCGGUGUGCUCGAGCACGCGUACCGCGCGAGGUUAUCGGGUGGGUGCGCAGUGCGGCGGAUCGCGUGCCAGUUCGCCGCGGCGGUGGCUGCGCGCGCGGCCGUGCCGGUGAUUUGGGGUGCGGGGAUGUCGGGACUCCACAGCCGCCAUAAGCUGCUGGGGUUCCGGUGUGUCAGCGCGAUCCACGCGUCUCUCCCGCAGGCUGCUGCGGUGGAGCUGAUGUGCGCCUUCGCUGUUCAGACUGUCAUCACGCACACGCAGUCUGUGGAGGAGAAAUACCGCGUGCCCGCAGUAGCUGCUGCCAUAACAACAGCGGUUUAUGCAGGCGGGGGGGUGACCGGAGCCGUGUUUAACCCGGCACUGGCCUUUUCCACCCAGUUCCCCUGCAGUGGGAACUCGUUCCUGGAGUACUGCUUUGUGUACUGGUUGGGUCCACUUCUGGGUAUGAUGAGCUCAGUGCUUCUCUUUGAUAAACUCACGACUGCAUUUUCACGAAAAUCGUCGCCUCUUCACCUCCCGCUGCAAACCAAGAAGCAGGCAUGAGCGCGGCAGGGCUGCAUGUUUACCCCGAGAACAUCAGCCGUAAAUAUUAACACUUAACAAUAUCUAAGUUUCUGCUGGGCUGCUUUUUCUAAAUACUUCAAUUUGUGAGGCUUUUUAAUGUAAAUUAGACUAGGUGACAUCUAAAGCACAACUGAAAUACGACAUUCUAUAAGUAAGUCAUUUGUUUACUUUAGAAUUCAGUAGGUGUUUGAUUUUUGGCGAACUUAUCAACACUUUCAGAUUGAUAAGCGGAAUCUGAAAGUGUUGAUAAAAUUUGACCAGUUCGUUGAUUUUAAAAGAAAAUCCAACCACAUUUUACCAUCUUUAGCUCAGUAAACCACAUAAAAGUAGCUAAAAUAUUAAAAUCUGUUGCAACAAACAGUUUUAUAUUUGCAUUUGGAUCAAAGAAUGUGUAGAUAAUAUAAGAAAACAUCUUACUUCUGUGUAAAAUUUUAAGCACAUUGUUUAACAGAGGAAAUGUAAUCAGUGUUAUUCAUGUUUUAAUGUGAUAUUAAAGCUGUACUGUAACUGAAUCUUCUGCACAUGUCCUUUACUUUUUGCACAACUGUAACUGGUGCCUUUGGAUUCCAGUAAAAAAUAUAGUAUAAAUAAAAUGGUCAAAACUG